CAGACUGAUGACUUCGGAUAACCAAAUAAACCAAUACUGCUAACUGGGCAAUUAAAAUGGCCAAAUUUGCACAAGUUUUAAUGUUUUUUGUGCCGUCAUAUCGUUGUAAUAGUUACUACUAGAGUUAAAGUUACGGAGUAGCGUUUAUGAACUAAGCGGACCGCACCUAGCACCCAGUUUAUUGUAUCGAUAAACGAUCAUAAACGAUGAAGUAUAAUCGAUACAAUUCUAAGCCAAAUGGUGAUGCGUGUAUCUCUUAAUUUACGUAAUAGUUACUUUUUACAGUCCAAUAAUUUAAUAUGUGAAGUAACAGUAGAAACAUGGACUGUUCUUUGAGUCAUAAUGACACCAAAUAUACUGGUUAUUGGAGUGUGGUGUCGAAAGCUGUGGAGCAGAUUCUCCAAAGCACCCUAGUAACACGAGUAUCAUUUGAGCAGAUGUAUAGUAUUGUAUACAAGAGUGUAUGUGAUGGAUUUUCAGAAAAAAUGUAUGCUGACUUAUUGGGUCAAUGCAGUCGUCAUCUGGAGCAUGUGGACCACUCAUUGCACACACAUAAACAGGAGUCCGAUCAGCAACAGGACGGUGAUAUGACCAAAUUCAUUAUGUUUUUCCAUGAAGCACUGGAAUCAUAUUUAUCUGCUGUUCAACAGAUCACUCCAAUAUUUGCAUAUAUGAACAAAUUUUAUGUUGAGGUGACACUACGGACGUCAUUACAGGUGCAGUUACUAGACUUGUUCCGACAGAAAGUAGCAGAUAGUCGUAUGGACACCAUUAUGGGAAGCAUAGAAGAUCUGCUGGAGCGACCAUUUGCGCUUUCUCCUGCUGCCAUGUCUUUGCUGUUCCGAAAUCUUCAUUGUAUUGGGAGAGGAGACUAUGGUCGACGGUAUCCUAAACUCUUUUCACGCUACGUGCCAGGAAUUCUGCCCCCGAUGUUAGAGAGUGACAUAGCAGCGCACAUUGCUGAAACGCAUGAGCUGCAAAGCAGGUUGCUUGCUCAGGGAGGGGCAGGUGCCAUGCAACAGGGACAGAAAAGGAGGGGAGACGAUGAUAACUAUGGUCCGACAUUUUGUGCUGCUGUUGCGAGUCAACAGCAAUCAGCAGUGCCACCAGAUGUGUAGUUAGGCCACUCCCGAAGUGGAACCAUGGCAGGAUAACAGCUUCACUUCAUUCUGAUGCUAGACAACAUGAAGGCGAGGUUAUCGCACGUACUUAAUGGUACGUAUCGCUACAUAGAUCAGUCAGUAUUUUAUUCCUGGGAAUUUAUAAAGCAUAACAUAUAUUGUACAGUAAACUGUAUUAAUUUUAUACCAGCUUUUGCCAUGUAUAGAAUUUGUUAAUAUUAAGCUUUAGUUCGCAGUCGUAUAUGUAAUGCUAUGUGAAUUGUACCCCACACAAACUCUUCUUCUGGUGUUCUCAUGUGUUCAUUUAAACCCAAAACUGUGAUGUUUGCUGCUGAUGCAUUUGUUACAGCAAAUUACAUGUGGGUUUAUAUUGAUAUGGCUUAAAUUGCCUUUCGGUGUGUAAUAUCUGUAAUUGUUUGUGUUUAUGAUUUUUAAAUAUCAUUACAGGAAAUUCUUGUAAUUUUAUGUUUUUAAAAUUCUGUAGUUUAUUAAAUUUUU
Cryptotermes secundus is the source of this 1619-nucleotide messenger RNA. Its product is annotated as CDK2-associated and cullin domain-containing protein 1. Gene Ontology annotation, biological process: ubiquitin-dependent protein catabolic process. The record is from RefSeq and is a predicted model, not a curated record. The transcript has 5 exons. Gene Ontology annotation, molecular function: ubiquitin protein ligase binding. The coding region runs from base 321 to 1118 and encodes 265 amino acids. NCBI's taxonomy places the organism in Eukaryota, Metazoa, Arthropoda, Insecta, Blattodea, Kalotermitidae.